Molecule: messenger RNA, 2479 nt
Organism: Seminavis robusta
Lineage: Eukaryota; Bacillariophyta; Bacillariophyceae; Naviculales; Naviculaceae
Source: the annotation of a GenBank genome assembly
GUAGAAAAUUGGGAGACAUGGGCUCAACAAAUUCCUUGUGAUGUGCUCUCAAUGCAUCCGCCUCAGUGUCACCUUCACAGGCAGCAAUCCGUGUGACUUUUCCCGGUUGUUGGCUCUUCAUGGCAUGGAAGAAGAAAAUGUAGGACUGAAAGUUUUGCUUGGGUGAACAUCCCGUGGAGAAAACGACGUGAUAUUGGACACCAUCUCCUCGGAGUGGUGAUGAUAGUGCCCCCACUGAUGAAUCCACUGACUGAAUUUUUCUUUCUUGGGCAGCAGCACCAGGUGGUGGUGAUUCUCCUUCAUCAGCGGUUGUUGUUGAAGCCACAGGAUUGUUGUUCAAAACCAACCCAGCCGCUGGCAUGAGAUGGUAUAUAUUCAGUGCCAGAAACAGGGCUCCAAAGCCGACGGUCAGCAUCAUGAAUUGCGUCGAUGUCAAAAGCCCUCCCCCCUUUUGACCGCCACUUCUUGGGUUCUUCAGCUGCCGUCGUGAAUUGUUGGCCCUGCGAACCAUGGUUUCUUCCUAUCUAUCUUUAUCGUCAGAUGGAUCAAUGAUUGGGGGCGAAACCGAAUAUAGUCUAACCGAACGCGAUUUUGGUUGGUGUGGCGGUUAUUGCGCCAUGGUCGAGUUUUCCGAUCAAAGAGGAUCUUGCUUUUCACUUUUAGCCUUAACUUUAACCCCAUUUUGCGAAAGAUUUUCAAACCAAAUCGAUCGUAUUCGAAGGUCUAAAAAAAUGCCGAGAGAGAUCAUUUAUUUUUUGUUUGGAGAACUGUUGAUUGAUUGGAAAUAGAAUAAGAGAGCAACCAUGGCCUCCAGCAGUAGCGAUAUCGACAAGCUGUUCCAAGCCUUUGGCGACCUGAACAAGAUGUUUGGUUCUUGGGAGAACUUGUUGGACGCGUUUGGCUUGCUGCACAUGCCGACGGCGCAACGCUACGGCAUUCUCUUUGGCUGUCUGACCUUUGCCGGCACCAUUGGCGCCGUCCUCUGCUUGCUCGCAUUUGGAGGUUCCUUUCAGCGCAUAGCCGAACAAGAAGAAGGAGAUGUCACGGUUGUACACUCUCACAUGAUCCGAUCCGAACGAGCUCUCUUGCUGGAGCGAUUACUAGACGCGAGAGAACGAAUGGCCAAAUUUUAUCCACCCUUGAUGGUCAAGGAGGGAAUGCUCUCCAAUUUAACUCAAUUACUCUUGAACGAACAUGGCACCAUUGUGGAAAAUUCCAGCAAGGACGAUGAAAAGAAGGAUGGAGACCCUAGGACCAGUAGUAGUGCUGUCAAGAGACAGUUCCCCCCAGGCUAUCAGGCCAACUAUGAAGUGGCGUAUCGCCGAUGUCAAGAUGCUCCUGGUGGACCGGCAUUGACGGGACAACCAGAAGCUCGCUAUGAAGCCUAUGCUCGAGGGUUUGCCGCUUGUGGCAAUUACACCAACCUCUCCUAUCGGCGCUCCUAUGCUCGUGUCUACGAAGCGGUAUCCUGCGAUAAUCACAAAACAGACGACAAAUACUCCAAGCUAUUCAAAGAACGUCCUCAGGAUAUCAUUGGCAAACUAGUGCGACUGGAAGCACUCGAACCAGACCGGCAUUUGAACCAGGUCUUUGACUUGACGUCGGGGGCUCCCGAUCUGGAAACCAAAUCCUAUGAUCCAGAAGAAGUAUGGGGAUUCCUAGAAGAAGGACCCUUUCGCAACAAACAGGAACUUGCCAAAUCAUUUGUCUUUCAACGAAAAAUCAAUGAAGCUGCCUUUGCCAUUAUCAACAACAUUACCGACAAAUUGGUGGGAGUGGUACUCCUCACAAACGACAAUCCUCAAAAUUUGGGAAUUCAACUGGAACCACCCAUCAUGCGUCCCACCAUGGAUGGCAGUCAGGAACAACUCGAGGCGUGUUAUCUGUUGUUGGAUCGACUCUUUGCGCUCGGAUACCGUCGCUGCCAAAUGUCAAUGGAUCAUCAGGACGCACCCGCGCGGAAAUUGGCCCUGCGGUUGGGAUACACUUUGGAGGGCACGGUGUUUAAGCACAUGAUUGUCAAAGACUCCAGUAGAGACAGCGUGCUCUACGGAUUACUCAAUAGUGACUGGGAUAAGGGAGCUCGUUUUGCCUUGUUCAAGAAACUGUACGGAGUUGCUGCCGCUCAAGCUGAUGUUCGCAACCGAAAGAAAGAGGAGGAGAUGGAUGAACAAAAGAGGGUUCUGGCACUCAACGCCGCCAAGGAUAAGAAUCUAUAGACUUUCUGACUGCAUGCUUGGUACAGUAGUCAUGUUGUGACGCUUAACAGCACAGUCUAGCUACGGUAGAUGCAGGAAGAUAACUCUUAGUACACGGUAUUGUAGGUCUAACUAUUAACAGCUAGAUCCUCUGUGAUACCAAUUCCUAAAACUAGUCUACUAGAGCAGAAACUACGUGUGUCCCACCGAGUUCGCUGAUUUCGAGUUUUGUUGCUAGGUUUUGUUGGACCCCUCCCUUGUCUGAUCUGAUCAUGUGCCCC